Wasmannia auropunctata (little fire ant) is the source of this 1432-nucleotide messenger RNA. It is a transcript of the gene TFAM, whose product is annotated as transcription factor A, mitochondrial. The record is from RefSeq and is a predicted model, not a curated record. The coding region runs from base 477 to 1418 and encodes 313 amino acids. The transcript has 6 exons. Lineage: Eukaryota; Metazoa; Arthropoda; Insecta; Hymenoptera; Formicidae. Gene Ontology annotation, molecular function: transcription cis-regulatory region binding.
UUGCAAGAAAAAAACUUACCAUCAAAACUUCUCGAACAAGCGGAAAAUAGAUUCCAGCCGGAAUGUAGCUGUGACGCCUGUGACAGUCUUCGCACGGUAAUUGAAGACAGCUGUUGUUUUGUUGUUUUGUCACCACUCACCAGUAACGAUACGUCACUUUCAAAAUUCGUCAAUUGAAAUCGUCAGCUUCGGCAAAGAUGGAAUAGCUGAGGAUUUUUACAAUAAGUAUUCAAGCCUUGUACAUUUUAAGUUUUAAGAGAAGCCGAUCGGAAUUAAAUCUUAUUGCACCCGUCUUUUACGUAACAAUUCUCCGACUUCAACAAAUAAUGCAAAACAAUGAUACUCGAAUCCGUGAUUUGAGACGAUAUGGUCAGAUGUAUUUUACGCGCCAGGAGGCGUUCAAAGACGUGGUAGCAGCUGAACGAUUGCCUCUCCCGUCCUCUUAAGGAGAAUUCACAUCGGAGCAGAAAAGAAGGAUGGGAAAAAGAGCAGAAGCCAAUCAGAAGGAAUUUGCUUCCACACAAGAUUUUACUACAUCGAAAUUGAAACAUGGUAUAAAAAAAGAUACCUUACCAUCAAACCCAAAGAAGCCACUAAAUACAUUUCUGUUAUACUACACCUCUAUAAAGAACAAAUUGCAAGAAGAGUAUCCCAAUUCCAAACAAACUGUUAUUAUGAAAAAAGCAUCAGAGAAAUGGGCACAAAUUGACCCAACGAUAAAGCAGAAUUUUCAAAAGCAAUAUCUUGAACAAAAUUCUGUGUAUAAGCAGAAGUUAAUGGAUUAUGAGAAUUCUUUAACUAAUAAACAGAGGGUUGAAGUAAUACAAAGAUUAUUGGAACAAGGACAUACUUCGAAAAAACCCGAAAUCAAACAAAGACUUACAGAACUUGGAAAACCAAAACGGCCACUGUCUGCCUUCAUAUUAUUUUUGCAAAAUAAAAGGAUUACCAAAAAACCACAAAUAUCCUACAAAGAUUGGAUAUAUGAUGUAACUGAAGAAUGGAAGAAUAUGCCGAUGGAAGAUAAAAAUAAAUAUAAUGCAGAAGCAAAAGAUUUAUUAGAAAAAUAUAAGAUUGAAUUGAAAAAAUGGCAGGAAGAUAUGAUUAAAGCAGAUGAACGACAUGGAUCUACAGAGGACAUGGUACUUCGCGAUAAAAAUGUUUUACAAACUGCAAUGGAAUAUCCAAGAAAUAUGGCAAUGGAUACAUCGAUAAACGAUGUUAAAAAGACAGUUAUACCUCAUUGUACACAUAUACAUACACAGAUAUAUACAUAUUUUGUCUCGACAUGGAAAAGAGUUUUGACAGUCCUAACUGAGAUUAGAGAAAACUGGAAGAUGGUAAGAGAAUACAUAUUUAUUGGCACAGUUGGAAUUCUAAUAUCAAUAUUUUGCGUUUUGAAUCUUAUGUAUAAGUAAGUACCGUGUGUAUA